Schistosoma rodhaini is the source of this 3840-nucleotide messenger RNA. The record is from the annotation of a GenBank genome assembly. NCBI's taxonomy places the organism in Eukaryota, Metazoa, Platyhelminthes, Trematoda, Strigeidida, Schistosomatidae.
AUGAAUAUUCUGAAGACCCUAAAUUGGUGUGCUGGUAGAAGUGGGAGUAAACUUUAUGACUCGCCUGCUGAACUUCAGCACGGUAGUAAUGUUUCGGAUCUGUCUAUCUUGACGAUUGAGGGAGAUUAUUUUGCUCUUAAGUGUGACUUGGUUGAUUUGCUGUCGACAUUGCUUAUUAAUGAGUUUGAUCCUGCAAACAGAAAGCUAUUGGGAGUACUGAUUGACAAAUGCGUUGAGAAGGAUCCCGAAUUCAUUCUCAAAAUCUCCCUUUAUUUUCAUAAACUGUUAAACAUUCGAAGGACAGCCAAUCUGUUAGUUUCGAUAGCUUGUUUUUAUGUGCAGUGCCGCGUUUUCAUAAAGAAGUAUUUUAAUGCAUGCAUUUGUACACCCUUCGAUUGGAUAGAAGUUGCCGAGUGUUAUGCCUCGUUGAGCGGUGAUCCUAAACUUAGAGGAAUGCCAAAAGCAUUGAGAAAGUGUAUGGUCUCCAAGUUUUGUGAAUUUGAUCAGAAUCAGCUAGCUCAAUGCAAGCGAAGGUUGAAUGGUGUCUGCUCUAAUAAGUGCAAGGUCAGUGAAAAAGGUGCAGGUGAUGCAGUAGUGGGUGCCGUAACAGACACUUUACAAUCAAGGCUAGUAGAUCCUUCUCCGAUUCAUUUUACAUUGAAGAAACUCGUUCGUAAGUUGCAUAUAUCGAAUCCUGCGUUAAAUGUCAUGUGUAUUCUUGGAAAAUCGUAUCCCAAUGAUGCCACUACCUUUUCAAAAAUGGGGUUAGAGGGGGAUUGGGAUGCUAGUAAAGCUGGUGUAUGCAUGAGACUCCCCUUUCACUCAAAAUGGAGAGUGGAGUUAACUGCUGGAAAAAGUCGUGACGCUUGGACAAAAAUUAUAACGUCUGGUGAUCUUUGUCAUGAAUUAAUUCUGAGAAAUCUAAAAAGUAUCCUAUGCUCACGCAUUUCUCAAACUGGACAUGAUAUUGUUUUACAGAGAUUGUCAAAUGUGGAAUUGGUCAUUGCAGGAAAACAAUUGCCAUUUGUUUAUCUUACAGCGUAUAUAGCUGUUGAGAAACUUCAUGAUAUGCUAUCCAUGACUGCAAAUCGUAAACGCCUAAAAGACACCCGUGUAGAAGAAAGCAACAAAAUUCGAUCCAAGUACCUUUAUAGAUCCAGGAAGUCUAGAGUAAGAUCUUUGAACAUUAGUAAGGAGCUAUUGAACAAAUACCUAUUAGCUUUAACUAAAGCUAUGAGCUUGUCAGCUCGUUACAAUUUAUCUCCUAUACGUUGUUCAGUUUUGGUUAUUUGUUCUUUAUGCUCAGGAUUUGAGCUUCAAAAAAUUAGGAGAUCUACUAGAGUGAAAGCUAUCAUAAAUGUGUUAAGCUUUAUUUAUGGUGCAAUAUGCAAUGCAAUAUGUGAAAAUGCAGUCGUUUAUUUUGUAGUGGAUAAUGACUAUAAUGUCGCUUCCAUUAAUAGAAUGUUAUUACUGUUAUAUGGUUCACUAUGGCACACAGAGGAAAAUAAAAAAGACACAUCAUUGUUUCGAUCAACGAACCUACCAUUAAUGGAUAAGAUAAAACUGAUUUAUAAAAAUCGUAAAUCAUGGGAAAAAUAUUCCUUAUCAUUAAUACUGGAUAGGUUUAGUGCAUUUCGCAAAGAGUUUGAUAAAGUCAUUGUAUUUGGAGAUUGCCCUGACAGCAUUGCAAAAUAUGUUGUGAAUUACCGAGCAAACAUUGGUCCCAUCAAAGCUAUUUGGAAUAAUCUUAGUGGGAACGAUAAAUGGUGCACUUCAUUCCCAAUGACGGGAUGGAUUGAAUCAAAAGGAUUAGUAGAUAGUGUCUUCAAAUAUUUAUCGUUACCGGAUGACAAAUGUUUAGUAGAACAAAUCGAUAAAAUUGAUGAAACUUACCAACUGAAUACCAUGUUCGACCUACCUCUUCAAAUGAACAUAUCAAGCGAACAACAAGGUCAUAAUAAACUUUCUCAAAUGAAAUCAACUCAAGACAAUUUCUGCCGCGUGUAUAUAUCAUCAUCUUACAUGGACAUGCAUGCGGAACGUGAUCUGAUUUACCAUACUUUAGUGCCAAAUUUGUGUCAAAAUGUUGCACAAACGUACAGUACUUGCAUUGAUCUAGUUGAUCUACGUAUUGGUGUUUCUGAAACAAUUACCUGUAGUCUUAUGGCUUUGGAAAUGUAUUUAAAACAAGCAGCCGCCUCUGAUAUAUUUGUUUUGUUAUUGGGUGCCAAAUAUGGUUGGGUUCCCGAUGAAUCGCUAGUUAGAGCAUUGCCUGAUUCACUUUUAGCUGAAGUCAAUAAAUUUUACAAGCCUGGAAUGUCUGUCACAGAAAUGGAAUAUCAUAUGGUGAAACUAGCUGCCGUAAAUAAAUUGUCCAGAACAGGUUUCAGCAUGUUUCCUUCUAGAAUGUUUGUAUUCAUUCGAGAUUUUAACACAAGUGAUAUACCGAAUGAAUAUGGACAAAUAUUUCGUGAUCACGAUCCAGUCAAUCUUCAUCACCUCGAUGCGUUCAAACAACUCUUACUGAAUGAUGGAGUUUCUAUCCUCAGUUAUUCUGCUCAAUUCAUUGGUGUAAUUGAUGACCGUCCGAUGGUGGGAAAUCUAGAUAACUUUGCAAGUCAAUUUCUAUCAACACUAGAAUCAACACUCAAGAGAUUAUAUCAUAACCCUGUAAACGACGCUUUUAAACUGCCAAUGGUUACGUCAUCUGAUGAUAAUGAUGAACUGAUAAAUAUUUCAGAAUUUUUUGCAACUUAUGUAAAUCCAAUAGCUUGUGAUAUAUCACCACGACAUUUGUUAAAUAUACAACAUGCCUUUAAAACAAUGGCUGGACAAUGUGUUCCGAUAUAUUUCACUGGUCAACAUAUAAAAUCUGAUGAAUCCUCAAGUACAACUUCUAAAAAAAAGAGAAUUGAAGAUAGAACAUCAAAUUAUCAAAACAAAAGUGGAGGGAUUUUAGUCAUUACUGGAAGUCCUGGAAGUGGAAAAACUGUUCAUCUGGCUGCAUUAGCAAUGUCGUUGGCUAAAAGUGAUCAUCAGUCUACUUUGAUGAGUUCUGAAGAUUGUACUCGAUCAACAAGUACCACACGGAAAUCAAUCUCAAACAGUCAAUCCUUGGCAAAGUAUCAAAUUUUAAUUCAUUUUACCAGUGGUAUACCAAGUACAGGUUUACCGUCAUGUAAACAAUUGUCUAAACUGCUUGAUCAUUGGAUCAAAUGUCUAGCUGCCCAGUUACAGAAUUUAUUCAGUUCAUCAAAUAUUCUUAAAAUGUUUCUUUCGAGGAUCAAAGUUAAUUUGGAUAGCGCAAAUACAGCAAAUGAUCACCAUAAUCUAAAAUUGAAAAUGCUUUGUUUUAAUAAAAUGAUAUGGUUUUUGGGUUAUAUACCUGAAUUGAAUUAUGCUUUUCUAAUUGACGAUGUAGACCAUCUUGAUCCGUUGAUAUUAGACGAUUGGCUACCAUCAGUCUUACCAAAAAAUGUUCAGUUCAUUUUUACAUGCGAAUCUAAUUCGAAAAUCAUACAAAAAUUAACAUGUCAAUAUGACAACAAAACUUGUUCAGUGUAUCAGAUACCCCAGUUAACUUCUGAAGAAUGUCGUUCUGUUAUAUUGUCUCAUUUACAAAGCAAUGGAGUGUCUUGUGUUCCUUCUCAAUUGGAAUAUGAGAUCGCUGUACUAAUUUCAGCUUGUGAGUCAAAUAAUCCAUCGUAUUUCUAUAUGGUUUGUAAAUAUCUACAAUUAUGUGGAACUCAUGAUGAGGUGAAAUCUCAUCUGAAAAUGUUAUCUGGCACAAUUGAUCAGUUAAUAGAUCAGAUUAUCAAAAAUCUUGAAGCUGUAUGCUGA